UUACUUAAUUUGUUAAGAAAAGAGAAAAAAUAUAAAAAAAAAGGAAAAGGAAAUAGGGCUCUUUAAAGGAAUGAAGAAAUUAUUGGUGCUUAUUUUUUUUUCUUACACUGGAUAGAAAAUUGGAAAAUAAGAUUUUCUAUGUUAACAGUUACUUCCUAUAAAUAUAUAAAUACUGUUUGUUAAUUAUUUACUUUAUUCACUUUAUAACUACUAUGAUUUCUAAAUUAUACUCUUUUGAAAUACAAUUAAAUAAGUUAGCUUCUAGACUUGUCUCAAGUAAUCAUUUAUUAAAUAUCUUUGAAGACAAGAUAAUCAAUUUAAUAGCAUUACAAAUGGAUAACCUUCUUGAAGAUACUGACACGAUAAAUCAACAAAUAGAUGCAAUGGAAGCCUAUAUUAGAGAUGCUCGGCUAACACUAGAGUUCAUGGCAAACGAGUUACUUUAUAUGAGAGAUCAAUUACCACUGGAAUAUGAUAACAGACCAAAAACUAUCAAUGACCAAGAACAUAUUUUAGAACAAUGUACAACUGAAAUCGAUCAAUUUUCCUCAUUCCUUAACUCUUUACAUCAUUGUGUACCUAAUUUAUUGAAAACUGGAAAAGAAGUUGUUAUUUAAAUGCUUUAUGUAUUAUCAUUUCAAUUUUAUGUUUUGUAUAUAGAUUCCUUUUUUUUUUAAAAAAAAAAUGUAUAGAAG
Molecule: messenger RNA, 695 nt
Organism: Cokeromyces recurvatus
Lineage: Eukaryota; Fungi; Mucoromycota; Mucoromycetes; Mucorales; Mucoraceae
Exons: 2
Coding region: 213-617 (134 amino acids)
Source: RefSeq, a predicted model, not a curated record